UUCAUUCAAAUGGUUCUAAACCAUCACUCUAUGGUUGACAGUGAUCUAGGUUCGGAUCAUGCUAGUAUCCGGAUAUCCGGUAUGAAGAGUGAAUCCGCAUCUAUGUGCUCCAGUAGCCGGAUUCUGUACGAUGUACCUUGUAAGGUAUGUGGAGAUUACUCCUCUGGAAAGCACUAUGGUAUAUUUGCUUGUGAUGGCUGUGCAGGCUUCUUUAAAAGAUCAAUAAGACGAGGACGAGAAUAUUUGUGUAAAUCUAGAGAUGGAGGUUCAUGUAAGGUGGAUAAGAUGCAUAGGAAUCAGUGUAGAGGAUGCAGGCUCAACAGAUGUUUAGAGGUUGGGAUGAAUAAAGAGGCUGUUCAGCAUGAACGAGGACCAAGGACUGCAACUAUAAGACGUCAGAUGGAUUUAAUGAUUGGAGAAAAAUCCCCCGUUUCAUCUUCUCAAUAUCUUCCUAUUAACCCUACAUUUUUCCCCAUGUACAGACCUAACAUUUCCCCUCCUCUCUUUUCCUCAUCUCCGACCCGCCCAACAUCUGCCACGCCCCCUUCUCCGCCUCAACCUGCCUCCGUUACUUGUGAAAUCGCUGCCCGCCUUUUAUUCAUAAAUUCUCAUUGGAUCCAAACCCUACCCUCCUUUUCUAACUUAUCUACGGAGGAAAGGUCUGAAAUGGUUUCUCAGUCCUGGAAAGAUUUAUUUCUCCUGAGUUCAGGACAGUAUUUAACCUCUGCAGAUAUCUCCGGUUUAAUCCCGACCUCGGAGCAGGUUUCGGAGAAGGAUCUUCAGGAUAUGAGAAGACUAAAGGAUCUUUUAUCCCGGAUUCAUGAGACCGACCUGGAUUCCACAGAGUUCGGUUGUAUCCGAGCAAUCCUUCUUUUCAAAGCAAACCUAAACCUACCUGGAGUACCGGAUUUACUCAACCAAACCCAGGGAACCCUGGCUAGAUAUCUAGCUCUAGCUAAACCAGAUCAGCAUCUCAGGUUUCAUCAGGUCCUACUCCUUCUCCCUGGGUUCAGUUCUGUCUCCUCCUCUACCAUACAACACCUAUUCUUUAAAUCUACAAUAGGAGAAGAUGUACUAAUUGAUAGAAUAGUUAUUGAUAUUUUCAAAUCCUCUGCUUUCUCAAAGACUGAACCAGAUUUAAAUUAA
Messenger RNA from Eurytemora carolleeae, 1146 nucleotides. RefSeq names its product nuclear receptor subfamily 2 group E member 1. The record is from RefSeq and is a predicted model, not a curated record. The transcript has a single exon. Gene Ontology annotation, biological process: anatomical structure development; positive regulation of transcription by RNA polymerase II; cell differentiation. Gene Ontology annotation, molecular function: nuclear receptor activity; zinc ion binding; RNA polymerase II cis-regulatory region sequence-specific DNA binding. NCBI's taxonomy places the organism in Eukaryota, Metazoa, Arthropoda, Copepoda, Calanoida, Temoridae. The coding region runs from base 10 to 1146 and encodes 378 amino acids.